Messenger RNA from Agrilus planipennis (emerald ash borer), 2606 nucleotides. RefSeq names its product NADPH--cytochrome P450 reductase (gene Cpr). Lineage: Eukaryota; Metazoa; Arthropoda; Insecta; Coleoptera; Buprestidae. The record is from RefSeq and is a predicted model, not a curated record. The transcript has 8 exons. Gene Ontology annotation, biological process: response to hormone. Gene Ontology annotation, cellular component: cytosol. Gene Ontology annotation, molecular function: NADPH-hemoprotein reductase activity; flavin adenine dinucleotide binding; FMN binding. Bases 274 to 2316 code for a protein of 680 amino acids.
UUUAAUCAGCAUUGGCUGCAACCAACAGAAGGCAGUGUCGCUUUUCCCAACUGUAGUGUUCAGUCUGCAUUUCAUAUUUUCUAUGUAAUAGUAUUGUAAAAAUACAAAACAAAGUAAAAUUUACAUCCAGUGUUCAUUCGUCAUUUGAUUGAUUAUCAUGUGAUUAUUUUAACGGAAUUAUCUAGAUAGAAACUACUGAACUUUUUGUACAAGUGUUAAAUAGUGCAACAUCCUAAAAGAUUUUAAUAAAUUACGGCGGAACAGUUCUCAAUAAUGGAGACCGAAGCAGACGUCGGCACGCAGCAGAUUCCUCAAGAGGCUUCACAACCACUUUUUGGUCCACUAGACAUUGUUUUAUUAGCUGCCUUAUUGGGAGUGGGAGCAUGGUGGCUUUUAAAAAAGAAACCAAAGGAAGAAUCUCAUUUAAAUGGGAAGACAUAUUCCAUUCAGCCUGCCAGCAUGACGCCCCUUCAGGCCCCGACAGACAACUCAUUCAUUAAAAAGUUAAGAUCAUCAGGAAGAAGUUUGGUGGUGUUUUAUGGUAGUCAAACUGGUACGGCAGAAGAAUUUGCUGGAAGGUUGGCGAAAGAGGGAGUAAGAUAUGGAAUGAAAGGAAUGGUUGGUGAUCCAGAAGAAUAUGACAUGGAAGAAUUAGUAAACCUAAAAACAAUUCCAAACUCUCUGGCUGUGUUCUGUAUGGCGACCUACGGCGAAGGUGAUCCUACCGACAAUGCCAUGGAAUUUUAUGAAUGGUUACAAAACGGUGACGCAGAUUUGACUGGACUUAAUUACUCCAUUUUUGGUCUAGGAAACAAAACAUACGAGCACUACAAUGAGGUUGCAAUUUAUUUAGAUAAGAGACUAGAACAGUUAGGCGCAACUCGUGUAUUCGAUCUUGGCUUGGGUGAUGAUGACGCAAAUAUUGAAGAAGAUUUUAUCACAUGGAAGGACAAAUUUUGGCCGGCUGUUUGUGAAUAUUUCGGUAUUGAAUCUACAGGAGAAGAUGUUAGUCUACGCCAAUACAGGCUCACUGAAUUUAAAGAUGAUGUGCCUGACCGAAUUUUCACCGGAGAAAUGGCUCGUCUUCAUUCUCUUCAAAAUCAAAGACCGCCGUAUGAUGCUAAAAAUCCAUUCUUAGCAAAAAUUCAAAUAAAUCGUGAAUUGAACAAGGGAGGAGACCGUUCUUGUCGCCAUAUCGAAUUCAACAUUGAAGGUUCAAAGAUGCGUUACGAUUCAGGUGACCAUGUUGCGGUUUAUCCCAUCAACGAUACUGAACUAGUAGAAAAACUCGGAAAACUCACCAGUACUGAUUUAGAAACUAUUUUUACAUUAACCAACACCGACGAGGAAUCAAGCAAGAAACAUCCAUUCCCCUGUCCUUGUUCUUAUCGCACUGCUCUAUCGCACUACCUGGACAUCACGAAUAACUUGAGAACUCACGUUCUGAAAGAAUUGUCCGAAUACUGUAGCGACCCCAGCGAAAAAGAGAAACUUAGACUAAUGGCAAGCACAACUAGUGAAGGAAAAGCAUUAUAUCAACAAUGGAUCAUCAACGAUAAUAGAAAUAUUGUCCACGUUUUAGAAGAUUUGCCUUCGUGUAAACCUCCAUUAGAUCAUUUGUGUGAACUGCUUCCACGUCUUCAACCACGCUACUAUUCUAUUUCAUCUUCGGCUAAAUUAUAUCCAAACACCGUGCAUAUAACUGCAGUUGUCGUCGAAUAUAUGACACCAACUGGAAGACAUAACAAAGGAGUUUGUACAACUUGGCUGGCUAGAAAAUUACCUGAACCAGAUAUUGAUUUGCCUGUAGUCCCCGUAUUCAUUCGAAAGUCUCAGUUUAGAUUACCUGCAAAUCCACAAACUCCUGUUAUAAUGGUUGGGCCCGGUACGGGAGUCGCUCCAUUCAGAGGCUUUAUUCAAGAGAGAUUUGCUCUUCAAGAUGAAGGCAAGACUGUUGGUGAUACAAUUUUAUACUUCGGUUGUCGUAAACAGUCAGAAGAUUUCUUGUAUGAAGAAGAAUUGCAAGAAUUUCAGAAGAAAGGUCUCAAAUUGUACUUGGCUUUCUCAAGAGAUCAACCACACAAAGUUUAUGUACACCAUCUCAUGGACCAAAAUCACGACGAAAUAUGGAAAAUUAUCGGGGAAAAUAAUGGACAUGUAUACAUCUGUGGUGACGCAAGAAAUAUGGCUAACGAUGUUCGCAACGUUUUUCUGAAGAUCUUAAUGACGAAAGGAAACAUGAGCGAACAGCAAGCAUCUGCUUACUUGAAGAAAAUGGAAACGCAAAAAAGAUAUUCGUCAGACGUUUGGAGUUAAUGAAAGGAUUUACUAAUAGUUUAGUAAUAUGAAUUUCAUUAUUACAUUGAAAAGGACAUUAUCAAUCGAUAACAGGAGGCUGUCCUUGUUGAUUUAGGACUGUGAAAAACUAUAUGGUGCUCUACUCCAGAUUUUGGGACCAUUAGCUUUAAGCUUAUUAGUCUACGAAAAUUUUAAACUAAAACUAUAUACUUUGUUAAGUCGUAAUUCUUUUUGUAAGAUAAAGAAUGGGUAAUUGUGGCAGCUUUUUCAGAAUUUUCAUAAAAAUAAAAUAUUUUAUUAAAUAUAAA